This is a messenger RNA of Mesorhabditis spiculigera, 1896 nucleotides long. NCBI's taxonomy places the organism in Eukaryota, Metazoa, Nematoda, Chromadorea, Rhabditida, Rhabditidae. The record is from the annotation of a GenBank genome assembly.
AUGCUCAGUUUUGUGGAGCCCCACCAAGAGACGCCCGUGCAGCAAAGUUACCUUGACGGGUUCCGCGUGGAAGCGUGCCCCCUCUUCAAACAACACCAAUGCCAACAACACAGACCGUACACCUGUUUCAACUGGCAUUUCGCCAAUCAGAGAAGAAGAAAACCGACGAGAAGACCUGACGGAUCGUUCAAUUAUUCCCCCGAUAUCUACUGCGACAAAUACGACGAGAACACCGGCAUUUGCGCCGAUGGUGAUGGAUGCCCCUACCUGCACCGUGUCAGCGGCGACGUCGAGCGAAAAUACCACCUACGCUACUACAAGACGGCCCAGUGCGUGCACCCAACAGAUGCCCGGGGCCAGUGCGUGAAAAAUGGGGCGCACUGCGCGUUUGCACAUUCCCAACAAGACCUCCGUCAACCCCAACACGACACCAGCGAAACGGCGUAUGCCGGCUGCCUCGGCGACACUGACGGCCGUGACCGUACUUCAUUCGUCAUCGAUGAUCCGUUGUGGCACCGCCAAGAACACGUGCUAUCCUGCUACAAAACCGAGCAGUGCCGAAAACCGGCCAGACUGUGCCGCCAGGGUUACGCGUGCCCCUUCUACCAUAACAGCAAGGAUAGACGGAGGCAACCGGCCGUGUUCAAGUAUCGCUCGACCCCGUGCCCGGCAGCGAAAACCGCCGACGAGUGGCUCGACCCGGAGCUGUGCGAGCAGGGCGACAAUUGUGGGUAUUGCCACACGAGAACCGAGCAGCAAUUCCACCCCGAAAUCUACAAGAGCACAAAGUGUAAUGAUAUGCUAGAGCACGGCUACUGCCCUCGAGCUGUCUUCUGCGCGUUUGCCCAUCACGACUCGGAGAUGCAUGUCCAGAGGACUCCGUACGCCUACACCAGCCAAAAUUCACCGAAAGAACACGGCAGUCCAGACUAUCGGCUUGGCUCCCCGGCCGCGCUGAAUGGCUCGACGAAUGGGUUGAACUUGAAUGGCGGAUAUCAGAACAUGGUGAAAUCUCGGGCCCAAGCGAUACCAAAUGGUCGUCCCUUCUCAUCGAGUCGUGACGACUUGAUGUCGAGCAGCUACCCGAAGGCGCCUGGAUUUGAGAGAGGACCACUUUCGCCCAACUGCCAAGCCGACCAGCGUAUCCGAACGUACUCGCUGAACAUUGGGACCCUGGAUAUGGCGAGAAGAGCCGCCAUGCUAUCCGGCCAGUGGGGAGCCACCCAGGGCGACACCGGCGGCCUGGCCAACGCCUCCAACCUGUGCAGAUCUGACUCCGGAUUCCAUGCGGUGUCGUCGACGAUGGAGGAGCUGAGCCUGGACUUGGCCCCCAUUGAUGAGCACCGGGACACCAACAAGUUCUCCGACAUCUUCAGCACGUCAUUGCCAUCCCCGAUGAACAUUGGCGGACCGGGGCGUGGCGGUCUGCAGAUGGACGGUGCUGGCCCUCAACCAUUUGUGGCUUCACCUUUUGGCCAAGACGGCACCCAAGCCCUCUUCCAACAACCACAGAAAAUGAUGCACUCUCCCGGGAGUCUACCGCCAUUCCAAGGAUUCCCCGGGCAACCGAAGCAUCCACAUGACAACCCUAUCCAAGACUACGGCAUGACAAACGGCCAGGGAAGAGUUGAAGAAAAGUUGGCUGAAGCCCAGAUCGCGGCUCAGACAUGGAAGAGCAACUGCGACUACUACAAGAUGAUGGCCGAGAAAGCGGCAUUCGAGAGGGAUCAACUGCUACAACAAAUCGAACGCAUGCAAAUACAAGGAGGCCCGGUUGGCCAGAACGUCGACUUCAGCUCACCGCCACCGCCCACCAACAGUUAUAACCUGUUUGGGAACCCAACCGACGACGUGUGGAAGCCGCUCCCAGUCCCCGAUUCACCACCCCAGAAUCAA